Messenger RNA from Zophobas morio, 946 nucleotides. RefSeq lists its product as uncharacterized. NCBI's taxonomy places the organism in Eukaryota, Metazoa, Arthropoda, Insecta, Coleoptera, Tenebrionidae. Gene Ontology annotation, biological process: sleep; regulation of synaptic transmission, cholinergic; positive regulation of voltage-gated potassium channel activity. The transcript has 3 exons. The record is from RefSeq and is a predicted model, not a curated record. The coding region runs from base 16 to 723 and encodes 235 amino acids.
UUUCCACGUCGGUUUAUGGCUUUUAAUAAAAUUCUCCCACGUCUUGUCGAAUUUUCAUUACUCUCUACACGAACCGUCACGAUCUACCAGCAUAAUAAUCCGGCUCUGAUCCAAGGUAGGGAGGGGCAGGCCAGCGCAGGGGGGUCCCUUAAAACCCGCCAACAGAAUCGACUUUCGAAUAUUUGUAGAGUGCCUUCUGACUUGUACGCAACUAAAAAUUCGCCAAGUGUGCGGUUCAGUGACGCGAUGGCCAAUUUUGGAUUAUUUUUGACCCUCUUGCUAGCCUACGUCCAACAGGGAUGGGCCCUACGUUGUUGGUCAUGCUCGUCCGACCUGGACAGUACCUGCAUGGAUCCCUUCAAUGCAACAAAACUCAUCACCCAGCGCCAGUAUUUCCAACAAACUAACUACAACAACCAGUAUCAAAGAAACGACAUGCCCAUCUUGAGAGAGUGUACCAACGAUCUGGGUCAAAUCUACAACCAAAAGCAAAUGUGCGUCAAGAGAGUUAUUAAUGUGCCAUAUGGCAAGAAAAUCGUCUCCAGGGAGUGCAAAGCGGUGUCCACCAACCAGGCCGCCGGCACCUGCCCCGAUAGAAGCAACAACGUCGAAUUUUGCGAGUACUGCGAGUACGAUGGGUGUAACGGAGCCACCGGAAUGAAAGCUAACGUUUUGGGAGCUUUGGCAGUACCUGGCGUUUUGCUGCUGUUCCUUCGCAGAUAAUCGCGUGCUUAAUAGAUGUUAAUUAGAUGUAGAGGUCUAUGUACAAAGUAAUUUUCACUGUUGAGUAGGUACAGGAAAAGCGGUGUCCACCCAAAGGUGCCUUUGUUAAACACAUAAAUUGUGAAGGUUACGUUUUGCAAAGAAGAAGUAAAAUGUAAAUAGUUGUGUUAUUAACAGCAUUAAUGUAAGUUUUCAACAAUUAAAAAAUAAAUUUGUUUUUUAA